Molecule: messenger RNA, 1527 nt
Organism: Diplodia corticola
Lineage: Eukaryota; Fungi; Ascomycota; Dothideomycetes; Botryosphaeriales; Botryosphaeriaceae
Exons: 1
Coding region: 1-1527 (508 amino acids)
Source: RefSeq, a predicted model, not a curated record
AUGUUGGCCUUCCGGACUCGCCACACCUCUACGAGGGAAGAUGCGGAUACAAGGCAGACGAACGCUCGCGCACGACUGAGAUCCAGCGGCAUCCAUGAGUUCCGUCAAACACUUAAUCACUUCGGCGAUAUUUGGGGUACGCUGGACGAGUCCGAUUUGACGGUUCUGGGUCGUCAGAGAACAUUCUUCCGCGUGUUGUCAGCCUUGGCUCCUCUUCCCAUCCCAAAUCCCACAACAUUCUUUUGUGAGGGCCAGAAGGCAAUUCAGUGGAAAACCGAGUAUGAAUAUUGGAGAAGUGAUGUGGACGGCCCCCCAGUGCGGGAUCAACGGAUCCGCCAGGUGCUCGUGGAACCCUUCCUACACCACCGCAAUAUUUCAACAAGUUGCGACGUUAGCGACUGCAGAGCCAUGGUCGACAGGAGACAUCUCGCUUAUUUACAACUCUCCGUCCUCGACUCUCUGCGACGGAAUAACGGUGACUUCGCAAAAGUGCGCAUGACACCAUCUGACUGGAUCAAGAACACCAUGCCCUUUCUCGCAACCAUGACUCACCCCGUUCUCGAAUCCAUUGUCAAGAAUACCCUCCCCAGGGACGCUAAAAAGAACGAAGUACUCAAGUCAUACAUCAAACAUUGUGACCAGAGACCCUGUAUCUACAUGCUCACGCUCUCUGGGAUGGAUGGAGACUUUGUGACCCCGGGACAUCUCCACGAAGCGGUGAAGGCAGCUCUGAACUAUCUACAAAGAAACCCAUGGGAUUGGGGCGUGGCAGCUAUUAAAUUCGACCAGUGGGCAAGACAAGACGAGGAGUGCAAAUCGCUCAGAUCAUUCGCCUGGAGCUACUUCAUAAAGCCACAGGAUGAACGUCAGUCAGAUGCUAUGAUCGAUCUCCUGGAAACCUGCGAAGCUCUCUUGCACCGGAUCGAGGAAAUAGCGGAAGCCGAAUGGGAUUCACCGAUGCAAUCAUUUCCGCUAACCCACUUCGGAUUUACUCGAAAUUUGAAAGACUUGAACGGGAACUCCACCGCCGACUUAACUCUACCUUUCAUAGCAGGCUUCUCCAAGGUCAUCCGACAGUUGGCGCUUGAAACGGACACCUCUGCCUCUGUAGAGCGCUGUCUUCAGCCCGAGUUGGAGGUAUUUGCCUAUCCUAUCUGCUUUCCCUGCAGCGCGAGGGAUGCACAGUACGCCCAUCUGUUUAUUACAGCGGCCUGGGGACAGACGCUGCUGAGUAACUUCGAAAAGCCCUGUAACGACGCCGCCACCUUGGAAGUAGCGGACGACGACUCCUCACCCAUCUGGGUGCGAAACCUCAACUGGGUCGUCAAUAACACACCGUUUGCCAUCAACCUCGCUUUUGAGAAAUCAAACUGGAACAAGCGGGUUCGGGAGAUGAGGAAACUCAAGAAGCCGGUGAAGGAGGGCGAGGAUGAGACGGACUGGGUGGUGCAUGGAGAGAGCGAGGACGAGACGGACUGGGUGGUGCAUGGAGAGAGCGAGGACGAGACGCAAGGGGGUGGUAUGUAG